Messenger RNA from Oryza brachyantha (malo sina), 2557 nucleotides. RefSeq names its product probable protein phosphatase 2C 31. Lineage: Eukaryota; Viridiplantae; Streptophyta; Magnoliopsida; Poales; Poaceae. Gene Ontology annotation, biological process: protein dephosphorylation. The transcript is spliced from 4 exons. Gene Ontology annotation, molecular function: protein serine/threonine phosphatase activity. Bases 190 to 2091 code for a protein of 633 amino acids. The record is from RefSeq and is a predicted model, not a curated record.
UGUAGGGUACCCGGAGCAGGAUAGGCACCCGUUCCCUCAGAAAAGGGUCUACUCUUUAUUGCAUCACUCAACUCCAACUAUAGUCAACUCCCAUAAACAAACUAGGCUCUCCUCUGCCCUCCUUUCCCAAAAGGUCAACUCAUCUCUCCAUUCCCCCGAUCCCCAAAAUCCAAAGCCCGAGGGAGCAGAAUGGGCAAUGGCAUCACCAAGAAUCCGUGCUUCACCGGCGACCCGUACGCCGCCGCCGUGGCGUCCGACCCGCUCCCGGACGACAGCCACGGCCACUCCUUCACGUACGUGCCGUCGUCAACGGCGGCCUUCGACCAUUCCCCGAGGGCUGCCGCGAUGUCGUCCGAGACGUCCUUCUUCUCGCUCUCCGGCGCGGCCAUCAGCGCCAACCCGGCGACGUCCGCGUCGAUGCCGUCGUUCCGCCUCUACAACGAGCUGACGUGGCCGCCGUCGACGGCCUGCACCUUCGAGAGCUCGCGCUCCUUCGCCGCGGAGCCGCUCCAGGCCGCGCCGCCGAGGCUGUCCAUGUCUGGACCGCUCCAGGCGAUGUCGGGGCGCUUCUCAGAGGCAUCGGGAUCGGCCUCCACCGCCUCCGACCGGUUCUCGGACCAUCCGUUCAUGGCGGGCAUGCUCGACCGCACCUCGUCGGCCUCCUCCACCGUCAGGCUCAUGCCCAGCUUCUCCCACCUCAUGGACGACCCCCGUGUCGCGCGCUCUCGCCUGACCAAUGAGCGAUCGCUUAUCCGAUCCCUCGUCAGGGUCGCCUCCAAGCUCCGGUUCGGGGUGCCGCUCUCUGGCCGCCGGUCGCAAGGACCCGCUGAGCCGACCAAGGUCGAGUCCCACAGCGACGGGGACUACCGCUCGACGCCGAAUGCCAAUGUGGAGUGGGCUCAGGGCAUGGCGGGCGAGGACCGGUUCCACGUCGCCGUCUCGGAGGAGCACGGGUGGGUGUUCGUCGGGAUUUACGACGGCUUCAAUGGGCCCGACGCAACCGACUACCUCUUCGCCAACCUCUACGUCGCCGUGCAUCGCGAGCUCAAGGGCGUGCUCUGGGACGACAUAAAUGGCGUCGACGGCGUCAGGGACAGCCUCGCGAACCCGGCUCCGGCCAAUGCCGCACGCCCCUGUUUCUUGGACGCAGGCGGGGACGACGACCCAGAGGCAGAGCCGAAGGCGAAGAGGGGCCGGACCGAGCGGCCCGUCCCGAGCAAUGCCGACGACGGGGGCGCCUCGACGUCGGUUCACCGCGACGUCCUGAAGGCGCUGGCGCGCGCGCUGACGAAGACGGAGGAGGCGUUCUUCGCGGCGGCGGAGGAGCGCGCGGCGCAGAGCCCGGAGCUGGGGCUGGUCGGGUCGUGCGUGCUGGUGAUGCUGAUGAAGGGCAAGGACGUGUACCUGAUGAACGUCGGCGACAGCCGCGCCGUGCUGGCCCGCCGCCGCGAGCCCGACUUCAAGGACAUCUUCUUCCGGCCGGACCAGGACCUGCAGCUGCUCAAGUCCGAGGUGAUGCGCGAGCUCGAGGCGCACGACAGGAAUGGCUUGCAGUGCGUGCAGCUCACUCCCGAGCACAGCACCGCCGUCAAGGAGGAAGUGCGGAGGAUCAGGUCCCAGCAUCUGACUGAUCGUCAGGCCGUCGUCAACGGCAGGGUGAAGGGGAAGCUCAGUGUUACCAGAGCAUUUGGUGCCGGCUACCUGAAGCAGCCAAAAUGGAACGACAGGCUGCUUGAAGCCUUCAAGGUUGAUUACGUCGGCGGCGAGCCCUACAUCAGCUGCACCCCGUCGCUGCGCCACCACCGCAUCAGCUCCGGCGACAGGUUCCUCGUGCUGUCGUCGGACGGGCUCUACCAGUACUUCACCAACAAGGAGGUGGUCGACCAGGUGGCCAUGUUCACCGCCCAGCAGCCCGACGGCGACCCGGCGAAGCACCUCGUCGGAGAGCUGGUGCUCCGUGCUGCGAGGAAAGCCGGUAUGGAUUGUCGCAGGCUGCUUGAGAUUCCGCAUGGCGACAGGAGGAACUACCAUGACGACGUGUCCAUCAUCGUCAUGACGUUCGAGGGGAGGAUAUGGAGAUCGUCCGUGUAGGCGUGUCAGUGAAGACUGAACACCGGAAGCUUCAGAGGAGUCGGAUGCGUUGCUUCGUUUAGGCUGGUAGGCUACAGUAGACACCGAAAAGGCCAAACAAACAGUAGUGCCCAAGCACAUGUGCUCAUCACCUCAAAAAAAAAAAGAGCACAUGUGCUGGUCAUCUCAAAAAACAAAACAAAAAAAAAGUGCAUAUGCUGAUGUGCCAUGAUCGAACUGACUAGUUCGAAUCAUGUGUUCUUCUUUGUUUUUGCCGAAACUGCUGUACAUAUAUAGUUCGGCAGGAGGAAUUAUGCUAGGCUCAUGUAAUUAGGUUUUUCGGCAUGAUGGCGAUAUAAAGAAGAAGGGAAAGCAUAUGCUCAAUAAUAUUAAUAACUGCUCUGUUUGUCGGUCUCAACUCUCAGCAAGCCAGUUAAUUUGGAAUCGAUUUCCAGUCACUUGUGUGUAGCAAGAAUGGGACGGAUUC